This is a messenger RNA of Parastagonospora nodorum SN15, 1227 nucleotides long. RefSeq lists its product as hypothetical. The record is from RefSeq and is a predicted model, not a curated record. The transcript is spliced from 2 exons. Bases 1 to 1227 code for a protein of 408 amino acids. Gene Ontology annotation, cellular component: nucleus. Gene Ontology annotation, biological process: regulation of transcription by RNA polymerase II. NCBI's taxonomy places the organism in Eukaryota, Fungi, Ascomycota, Dothideomycetes, Pleosporales, Phaeosphaeriaceae. Gene Ontology annotation, molecular function: DNA-binding transcription factor activity, RNA polymerase II-specific; RNA polymerase II cis-regulatory region sequence-specific DNA binding.
AUGGAAUCACCCGGCUCAGACCUCUCAGACUACGCCUCUGACGACUUCCCCGAAGACGUCAAGGGCCGACAGCGCAGCGACAUGGAGCCGACACCAGAUCAAGAUGCAGCACGCCCAAGCAAGCGCCUGCGUCUUAACCAGCGCGCGCCCUCGUCGCCGCCACCUCCCAUCACCGUCCCACCACUGGACGACGAUGAUCCGCUCAGUGAAGACACCGACGGCUCCGUGCCAGCAUCGCCAAACCACCACCCGGGCAUGUCGCAAGAUCUCGACGAGUUUGGCCAAGAUCAGGUGACCGUGUGCAAAUGGGAGGGCUGUGAGGCCGGCGAUCUGGAGAACAUGGACAACCUGGUCGAGCAUCUACACGACGACCACAUCGGCACGCGCCAGAAGAAGUACAGCUGCGAAUGGAGCGACUGCACGCGGAAAGGGAUCCCACAUGCCAGCGGCUAUGCGCUGAGAGCACACAUGCGCAGUCAUACGAGAGAGAAGCCCUUCUACUGCACACUGCCUGACGCUCUUGCGAAGCACAUGCGCACUGUACACGAGACGGAAGCUCUGCGCCCCUCAGACCCCGUCCCGAAGCACCACUCCUCGAAUCCCUCCAACAACAAGCAGCGCAUCCGGCUCAUUCUUAAUGCCAAUGAGAAAAAGCCCGAGAAGGGCUCCGCGCCAGCCUCGCCAGCAUCACACUCACACCCGACGAACAGCGCACCCAUACCACCGGCUUCAGACGUCGACUAUGCGCACAACAACGUCACCUACAUACAGGAUCUCGCGGCCCCGGGAGCACCAACCAUGGUGCAGUUCCCGCCUGACAUUGUCUUUACAGAACGAGAGCUAUCUCUACCCGCACCAGAGCUCUUCCAGCUGCUACGGCGGCAACUCCAGUGGGCGCAGCAAGAAAGCGAACAACUCCGUGCCGAAGCAGAUGCUCUGGAAAAGGUGCGCAAAGAAGAGUGGGAGGCCAAGGAGCUGCUGGUCGAGAACCUCAUGGAAGCACAAGUAGCCACCGAGCGCCGGCAACGCGUGGAACGCGGAGAGCCAGAAGACUACGAGGGCAUGGAUGCAGUCGAGCAAGACGUCGCGCCUGCCCGAGCACUUCCCAUCAAGCCAAAGGACGGCAAGCUACCCUGGUGGCGCGACCCCCAGCAAGUCAUGGAGCGCGCACGCCAGCACCCGCGCCCACCGCCUUCAGACAUUCGGCGCGAGACGAGCGCAGCUUAG